ACCAAGGGAGGAAGGAAGAAAUCAGCUGUACAUGACGGUGCUCCCUAUGGUUCCUCAUCCUGAGAUACUUAUGACACCUCUGUCUCUCUGGAUUGCUCACACGCUCCUGUUUAGCCAAGCUUGCUCUGUCCACCACAUGACAUACAGCUAGACACCUAUUUCUCUGGUACAGGUUCACUGCAUUGUAAAGAUGUGUUCCAUCUGCGGCUUGAAAUAUCUGCCUGUGGUCAUGAUUCUUCUGGCAGUAGUGAGCACGCUGGCCAACCUGCUCCUGCUUUUCCCUGGACUCACUUAUAAAUACCUGUUUGAAAAUCAUGUCACUCCAGAGGCCACAUGGUGCACAGGAAUAUGGGCUUCUGGAUUUGUAGUGCUUGUGGCGGUUCGUGGCUUUGCAUCCAAUGAUACAAAAACAGGAUGUUGUCAGUUCCAAGCUGAUAUGCUGUGUCAGAUAGUCUACUCAUGUGUGGCUGUGGUUGGAGCUGGCCUCUGUUUCCUGUUCAAUUGUACAGGACUAACAAAAGGACCACUAUGUCUGCACAAUGGAACUGAGGGUCUGCAGUGGAAGAGACCCCUCAGACUUAUGAAUCUGGAUGCAACAAGUUACCUGUAUGAGCCAGAGAGAUGGGCCUCUGCCUGUGAGGAGCCUCGUAAUGUUGUGGUGUGGAACAUUGUUCUCUUCUCUACUAUCAUGGCUGUCAAUGGACUUCAGGGUGUAUUCUGUGUUGUGCAGAUCCUCAAUGCUGUACAUGGUGUGAUAUUUGGACCUAGUAAGAACAAGGUUGUUCAUGCUUAAAGAACACAAGGACUGAUUUAAUCCCUAAAACAGAUUAAAUGCACCUUCACUUUUCUAUGGAUGUAGUGUCUACACAAUCACGAUGGAUAAUUCCUGUAUCCAGAAUUGUGGAGAUAGACUCAGCCCUUUUUUGCUGGGUCAGUCCUGUUCUCUCUGCUCUCAGGGUGCAACCCAGGACACAACACCAGUUUAGAAGAGCUCAGCAUUUACAUUUCCUAUGUAUUUCUUUGAUAUUGAAUGUUCUGUUUUCAGUACAUAAAUAUCACUGAUUCAGUACUUCAGUAUCUCCAGUCCAGUGUAGAUAAAAUACAGUGCCACAUGUGCAGGAAAAUGAAAGGAAAUUAAGCUUACAAUUCUUCACCAAAAGCAAAAAUGAUUUUUCUUGUUUUCACCAGCCGAAAAUGGUUUAAGCUGAACUUUAUGUUUUACUGUUACAAUACACAAGAGGUCACUAGCUGCACUCUCAAUAUUUUUACUCAAGACAAGGUUGGAGAAAGCAGAAGCAAAAAAUAUUUAUCAAUGAAACAUUGUGUAAGGUUUUUCAACAGGGAUCUCAAUUAGCACAGAAAGUAGAAAUCUAUGUGUAUGCACUGCAUAUUGUUCUAAAAUUGUAUGUAUGGGAGUGUGUGUUUACUUAUGAAUGUAAAGUAUUUAAUUAUGGCAUAAAUUUCUAUGUUGUGAUUUUGAUUAUGUUAUUCAUAUUAUGUUAUUUAUAUUUAUGCUCACAUAGAUGCACAGUAUAUUAAUGCAGUACUAAUCUGGACAUUAUAUUAUAUGAUUUAAGUUGUAUUUAACAUAAGUAUUUAAUAUGAACUAAUGUCGUAUGUAUGUACAUAACAGUUUUGUCCAGAAAUAUUAAUAAAGAUAUUUACAGAA
Molecule: messenger RNA, 1669 nt
Organism: Ictalurus punctatus (channel catfish)
Lineage: Eukaryota; Metazoa; Chordata; Actinopteri; Siluriformes; Ictaluridae
Product: transmembrane 4 L6 family member 1
Exons: 6
Coding region: 191-793 (200 amino acids)
Cellular component (GO): membrane
Source: RefSeq, a predicted model, not a curated record